AUGGCUUUAGAAGGACGCAAUAAACUUGGUUUCAUUGACGGGACACUUGCUCAACCGCCGGAUUCAGAUCCAGAAUCCAAGCUAUGGAAGAAGAACAACUUUAUGGUAUGUUCCUGGAUCAUGAAUUCCGUUUCUGAACAAAUUGCUGAAAGUCUACUUUACUUCAAGAAAGCGAAUGAUAUGUGGAAGAAUCUGCUAAAUCGUUUUCAACAAGCUGAUGUUUCUCGUCGAUAUCGCAUCGAACAAAAGUUGAAUUCUCUUCGUCAAGGUCAUGAUGACGUUUCUACAUACUACACAAAAUUGGUAACUAUCUGGGAAGAAUUAAAAUCGGUUCAGACUUCUCCAAUAUGUUCAUGUGGAACAUGUUCUUGCGGAGUUGAUAAAAAGUGGAGAGAUUUGUUUGAAGAAGAUUUUGUGUUUCAGUUUCUCUGUGGACUGAAUGACGUCUUUGAACCUGUUCGUGAUCAUAUCAUCCUUAUGGAUCCUUUACCAAAUCUUGCGAAAGCUUCUGGUAUUGUUGUAAAACAUGAACAGCAAAAGAUGAUCAAGAAUCCAAUUCUUACUGAUACAUCAGUAUUUCAAACCCCUGUUCAACCUCAACAUACCGAGAAUGUUGCAGCAGUUGCGGGAGGUUUUUACAAGCCUCGUCAGCGUCCCUUAUGUACUCACUGUGGCCUUUAUGGUCACACAGUACACAAAUGCUACAAGUUGCAUGGAUAUCCACCAGGAUACAUUCCUCGGAAUCCUCAGUCUCAAAAUUCAGUGCCUGUUCAGAAGACAUUUACGCCACAAGGAAAGAACAACUUUCAGAACAAAGGAACCAUUGCAAAUGUGAUUACUGAACCAGUUAUGGAUCAGAAUCAGGUCUCUGAUGUUGGAGCAUUGUCAACUCAACAACUUCAUCAGCUUUUCUACAAGCUUGGGGCUGCUCUAAACAUCUCUAGCCCAAGUAUCACAGAAAAUGGUGCUCCAGAAAACGUCACUUCCUCUGGUAAUCAUCUGAUUCUAUCCUCUGUUUCAGCUGAUAUACAUAUGAAAGAUACCAAUGAUACUUGGAUAAUAGACUCAGGAGCCACAACUCAUUCACUCAAGCAGGGAAAGCAAUGA
Molecule: messenger RNA, 1107 nt
Organism: Tarenaya hassleriana
Lineage: Eukaryota; Viridiplantae; Streptophyta; Magnoliopsida; Brassicales; Cleomaceae
Exons: 2
Coding region: 1-1107 (368 amino acids)
Source: RefSeq, a predicted model, not a curated record